AUGGCAGGGAUAGCUAUACUUCUAGAUCUGUGGAGGAAAAACCAAAACUUGAGCUCUGGAUUGCACUCUUCUCAUGCAUUUCAGUCUUCCAGUUCCUUUUUUUCCGCCUCUGCUGCUGCUACUGCUGCUGCUGCAUCUGUUGCUGCGGGGACUGGUUUUGCCUCAAGGGCUUUGUUUGGGUCAUCAGUUGCAUAUUCUGAUGCUGGUGCAGCAUUAUCUGAAGACUACAUUUCUAAUAUACAAAGUUCUUUUGAAAAGAAUUACAAAUAUGAUGCACUAAGAUAUAGUACCAAGCAGUAUAAUGUGGAACUGAAACCUCUCUUCUCUGCUUUUGAAUUGAGGACAUUUGCAAUGACUUCCAUUAGGUCAUUCUUGAUGUUUUAUUUGCCUCUUUUGGAGCCCCGUGCGGAAAUGGAAGAUGAUGAGGAUUUCUUGGAGGAGGAUCAAGAGCAGCAUGUUGAUCUGGUUGUUCCCUUCCAAAAAUCAGUGAAGCAAAUAAUACGUGAGUCAACCGUUGUGACUACUAGAAGAAUUUUAGAAAGAAUUGCUGUGCAUUAUGUUUCACAAAGAAUGGCAUGGAAACUUCUUAAAGAUAUCCCUAGAUCAGCAACUCGCAAGGCUGGAAGGAGCAUGCCUACUGUGGUUUAUUUCUAUUGUGUGAGCAGAACAACAUUCAGAGGACACAUGCUUGGGGUUGCAGCAUCAUGGCUUGUCCAAGUUGGCAUUGACUUAUAUCGAUACUUUUCGUCGGCAUUCAAGGUGCAGAACAAGGAUAAUGGUGCUGAUAAAACGAAUGAAGUUGGAGUUCUUGGACAGAAGAUUUUCAUCACUACAGUUAGAUGUACUUCAUCUUUAAUUUUUGCCUCCAUAGGAGCAGGAAUCGGUGCAACCUUUGUUCGUCCAUCGCUCGGCCAGUGGAUUGGGUGUGCUGCUGGUGAUUUGGCAGGUCCCAUUAUUGUAGCAUUUUGUGCUGACCAAUUAUUUCAAGUGAAACUUUGA
Molecule: messenger RNA, 999 nt
Organism: Sphenostylis stenocarpa
Lineage: Eukaryota; Viridiplantae; Streptophyta; Magnoliopsida; Fabales; Fabaceae
Source: the annotation of a GenBank genome assembly